GUUGUUGAUUUUUUCCCUUUCGCUUUCGGGUUGCCUGUGGGUGUGGUUGGUUGGGCUGCUGGCUGCCUGCAAAGGGCAGAGAGAACAGACACCCAGCCAGCUGCGAUGGCCUCUGCAGCUACAGCAGAGGAAGUGCAAGAUGAAGCCAUUUGCUCCAUCUGCCUGGGGUAUCUGACAGAGCCGGCAACUAUAGCGUGUGGGCACAACUUCUGCCGAGCCUGCCUCAGCCAGUACUGUGUGGAAAAGGGAGAGGGGACACCUCUGACCUGUCCCCAGUGCAGAGCCCGGUUCCAGAAAGGGGAGUUCAGGCCCAACACCCAGCUGAACAACAUCAUACAAAAAGUCAAACAACUGGGGUCAAAACCAGGAAAAGGGCAAAAGGAGAAGCUGUGUGAGAGACACGAGGAAUGUCUCAAACUCUUCUGUGAGGAGGAUGGAGAAACCAUUUGCUUGGUGUGUGAGAAAUCCCGGGACCACAAGUCUCACACUGUGGUUCCCAUUGAGGAGGCUGCCCAGGAGUACAAGGAGAAACUCCAGGGAGCCCUGGGCCCUCUGAGGAAGGAGCUGGAGGAAGCCCUGGUGCUGACGUCUAAAGAGAAGGAGAAAACCGCAGAGUGGCAGAGGAAAGUGAAGAACAAGAGAGAGAUGAUUGCAGGUGAAUUUAACAAACUGCACACACUGCUGAGAGAGGAGGAACAGCUGCUUCUGCAGAGCCUGGAGGAGGAGGAGAGGGAGACUCUGCAGAGACUAAGCGAAAAUGUAACCAAACUCUCCCAGCAAAGCUCCUCUCUGCAGCAGCUGAUCACAGAGAUCGAGGAGAAGUGUCAGCAACCAGUUGUGGAGCUGCUAAAGGAUGUGAAAAACACAUUGAGCAGGACUGAGAAUGUGAAACUCCAGGAAGCAGAAGCUGUUUCUAUUGACCUGAAGAACAUGUAUAAAAUUUCCCUUGACAUGAGAGAAGCACUGAAGAGAUUGGGAGCCUCCAGCUCUCACUCCAGCUCCUCACAGUCCUCAAGUCAGGAGUCCUCAGUCCUUCCCAGAGCUGGGCUUCGAUUAGUGUCCAUGGUGGAAUCAGAUGACUCCAGCCCUCCCUCCUGGAUCUGGGUCAUUUCAGACUGUGCCUCUAUUCUCUGCAUCCACUUUCUCCAGCCGGGGACAGCUCUCCAGGGCUCUGCCCUGCUUCAGCUGCUGCUGUCAUUGUCAUCUCAGACAUGUCCUCCCCCUUAGGGGAGCUCCUCUGCCUAGGACAGUGGUCCCCAAACUUUUUUGAUCAAGCCCUCCCUUACCUGGUUUGCACCCCUACCCUGGGAGCUGCUGUCAAGAGCUGGGCCAGGAACGGGGCUCCAGUUGGGGCCAGAAGCUGGGGGCCAUGGCUGGGAGUGGACCCGCAGUUGGGGCCGGGAGCUGGGGGCUUCGGCCAGGGGCGGAACCAUGUUUGGGGCUGGGGCUGCAGCUGGGUUCUCAGCCUGGAGCAGGGCCAGGAGUGGGUGGCUGGAGUCGGGGCCGGAGAUGCAGCUGGGGCUGAGGGUGAGGUCAGAGUGGAGCUGGUGACAGAGCAGGGCUGGGUGGCAUUCCCUUCCCGCCACCAUGGGGGCUGGUCCAGGCCCUGUCAGGCCCCCCAAAUGUUCCUCCACACCCACAGUUUGGGGAGCACUGCUCUAGGAGCCCCUUCCAGGCUCCUUGCUCUGGUGAGCUCUCCUGGGAGCUCCUCUCCUUAGCAGCUUCCUGUCCCUAGGAUCCCUUCAGCUGAACCCUGGUUACCCUUUAUCAAGCUCAUUAGCUGUUUCACUGCCAGCUAGCCACCUAGGGAUUUAAUUACUUCCAGGUUGGUCUGGGUUGUCUCAUUCUCCCUAACAGGGGCCUGUCACAGGUAGUCUGGUCCCUGAUUCCUCUAACAGGGCCAGCACUCUUGACACACUUACUCCAACCCCCAGAGCCAACCUGUAUUCAAAGGGAGGCUUGACCAUGGCUGACACUUGGUUAUGUUCUGCUAGAAAAGUUUCAAACUCCAGGGAAGUAAAUUAGUGGCCACUUCCAGGAGCUCCAUGGAGCUAGGGCAGGCAGGGAGCCUGCCUUAGCCCCAGGCCCCCGCUGCGUCACUGACCAGACUGUUAAUCUCUCAGUCAGUGGUGCCAAUCAGAGCCGCCACGGUCCCUUUUAAACCAGGUUUUCCAAUGAAAAAACAGACACCUGGCAAGCCUAUGGACAGGUGCCAACCCUAGGUCCUGUCCACAUGGCCCAGUAACACCCUGCUGAGCCAGGUACAGGCAGCCACAUGCCAGCCCAGGCCCUUUGCAGGGAAGCUGAGCUGCCAGCUGCCAUGGUCACUAACAGUGUUAAUUCUGUCACGUGCCACUCACCAUGCUUAGAGCCCCCUGGACCCAGCCCCAGGAACUGCUGUAACCUAGAACCAUAACAAUGCAGGGCUGGAAGGGACCUUGAGAGAUCACCUACUCCACCCCCCCAUGCUAGGUCAGGGACUAGACUAUCCCUGGCAGGGAUUUGUCCAACCUGUUCUUAUAAAGCUCCAGUGACAGGGAUCCCACAACCUCCCCUGGAGCCGGGUCCAGAGCUUCACUGCCCUGAGAUUUAGAAAGUGUUUUCUCUUCUCCAGCCUCAACCUCCCUUGCUGCAGAUUGUGCCCGUUGCUCCUUGGACAGGCCCUCGCCCUGCCCACUGGGGCACUGGCUGUGUCACCAAGCCUGAGCAUGGCUGUUAUUGCACUGACUGGCUGGGGAUGCUGGUCUGGCUCGGGGGGCAGUGAGGGCAGCUGGGGCCUUUCACUCCCCAGUCACCAAUCUCAGUCUAGGUUCAGAGUCCACUUCCCAGGGGACAGGAGCUCACAUCGUAACUCACCUUAAUGACAGCCUGACCAGCCACCUCUGCAGGGAGGCCAAGGUCUGAAUAGGCCGCAGGGACGAUUCCUCCCCAGGGAGAGGGUCCGGCAGAUGUUAGGACUGAGCCAUGUUAGCAGGACAGUUGGGGGCUGACACGGCCUCUGUCUCCUUAUACCUUCAAUACACAGAGCUCCAGCAGCCAGGGUGUAAAACCCAAUUUGUAUCCCCAGCACUGAACUAACUGUCACUGCCCCAAGGGUCCUCUCCUACUGGGGUUGGGGGGUGAGUAAGGCACUGGAAGAGGGGGGCCAGGGGGCCAUCACUUUUACCAAUGGGAGGGCUAUUCCCUCCUACUUUUUACCAGCCGUAAGGGUGAGCGAUGAUGGGGGAGGGGGCCGAGAG
This is a messenger RNA of Gopherus flavomarginatus (Mexican gopher tortoise), 3239 nucleotides long. RefSeq names its product E3 ubiquitin-protein ligase TRIM39-like. The record is from RefSeq and is a predicted model, not a curated record. The transcript is spliced from 6 exons. Bases 106 to 1227 code for a protein of 373 amino acids. Gene Ontology annotation, molecular function: zinc ion binding; protein binding. NCBI's taxonomy places the organism in Eukaryota, Metazoa, Chordata, Testudines, Testudinidae.